UGGUCGACUUGUGUUUACGUCGGAGAUGGUUCGUGUUGGUUUGAGUCUAUUUCAGUCCUUCAAAAAAAGGCAUAGGAACUUUCUAGAUAGUAUAUACAUUUAUGCCAGAGGAGGAAGUGGAGGAAAUGGACUGCCAAAAUAUGGUGGAAUUGGAGGGAAGGGUGGCGAUGUGUAUGUGAAAGCAACAAGUGAGCUGACGUUAAGGGACGUUACUCAAAAGCAACCAAAUAAAAGAUUUGUUGGUGGAUCAGGUGAACAUAGUAAAAAAUACAGAAUUCUGGGAAGGCCAGGAGAAGAUUUGAUCAUCGACGUUCCAACGGGAAUAACUGUUAUUAAUCAGAAAAAAAGAGUGCUAGGCGAUCUGAAUAAUCCAGACGACACUCUUCUGAUAGCCAAGGGAGGUUGUGGAGGUUCGAAAGAAAAUCAGUAUUUUGGACAAAAAGGACAGUCCGUCUGUGUUACUUUGGAUCUGAAACUUAUCGCCGAUGUAGGAUUUGUCGGAUUUCCCAAUGCUGGAAAGUCUACCCUAUUAAAAGCUUUAUCCAGAGCAUCACCGAAAAUUGCAAAUUACCCCUUUACAACAAUAAAGCCUAAUGUCGGAAUGAUGGUGUAUGAAGACAAUAGACAGAUAUUAUUAGCAGACUUGCCGGGAUUAAUAGAAGGUGCACACGACAAUUUUGGCAUGGGUCAUCAUUUUUUGAAGCAUGUGAUCAGGACGAAAUUGCUUCUGUUCGUUGUCGAUGUGUCCGGAUUUCGGCUGACUUCCAACAAGUAUGAUUAUCCCUAUAGAAAUGCCUUAGAAACUGUAAUGCUGCUGAACAAAGAACUGGAGCUGUACAAAGAAGAACUAACAGACAAACCGGCAAUUUUAGUGGUGAAUAAAAUGGAUACAGAAAAUUCCGAGAAAGAAUUUGCCUUUCUUUUGGAAAAAUUGAAACAUUUUGAAGGUAAAAUUUAA
Centruroides sculpturatus (bark scorpion) is the source of this 958-nucleotide messenger RNA. Its product is annotated as GTP-binding protein 10-like. Gene Ontology annotation, molecular function: GTP binding; GTPase activity; magnesium ion binding. NCBI's taxonomy places the organism in Eukaryota, Metazoa, Arthropoda, Arachnida, Scorpiones, Buthidae. Bases 26 to 958 code for a protein of 310 amino acids. Gene Ontology annotation, cellular component: mitochondrion. The transcript is spliced from 8 exons. The record is from RefSeq and is a predicted model, not a curated record.